AUGUCUCCGUUCUUCGCCGCCAUCUUUUUGCUUGGCCUGUGCCUGGCCAACGCCGUCAACUUAACGUACGUUUACGAGUGGUCUCAGUUUGAUUUCAUCUGGCCACCAGCAGCGGACACUUCAAAUGAACAGAUGAAACAGAAUUUUAAUCCAGAUUAUGUUGAACCACAUUUCAUUGCUGUUUUUGGUGAAAGGCUGUUUCUAAGCCUUGAUUCGUUUUCGGGAAUUCCCGCCUCACUGGUGUGGCUGCCAACGAGUGGCAUGUCGACUGUACGUCCAAAGCUUUCUCCUUUCCCAUCCUGGCAUUUACAUAAAAAAGACAAGUGCGACACUAUUCAGUGGGCCUACGGUUUAGAAGUGGACACUGAUGGUCGGUUGUGGGUGCUCGACAACGGUCGCGGCAAAUGUUCAAAAAAACUUUGGAUAUUCGACCUUCUCAACAACGACACAACCGAGCGCAUUCACCAGUUUCCGGACACAGUCGUCUCUGAUUCAGAAGAAGAUAGUUACAUGAGUGAUAUCGUGCUCGACAAAACGCCAGACGAUUACCUUGCGUACAUCACGGCCAUUGGAUCGCAGCACAUCGUCGUUUACAGCCGAAAAAUGGACAAAUCCUGGACAGUCAAAACACCAGGGCGAAAAUGGCAAUGCUUGGCCCUCUCUCCGAACAGGGAAGAGAGAAAGUUGUACCUUGCAAGAGAUGGUGGAAAAGAACUUUAUUCAGUGUCUGUGUCUGAGCUGAGGAAUGAAGGCGGAAGCGCUGCUGUCAAAUUAAUCAGCGAAUUGACUGAAUUCCUUUACAUAAUGUUGUUCGACAAUGCUGAUGUCAUGUAUGCUGCCUAUUACGGCAAGAAUUACGUCUUCACGUGGAAUAUUUCGGAGCCCUUUCGAGAGCAGCGGUUUCAUGAGGUAAAAAGACAGGGUGCUUCAGUGCCAUUUACUUUUGCCUUGGACACGGACGGCAAUUUGUGGAUUACGGAGCGAUACGUAACUGGGAUUAAGAAUAGGCAUUAUAAACUACUCAAGGCUGCAGUCGGCGCCAGAUCAUAUCAAUUCAUCCCCUCCACAGCUCUUUUCGCAGCCUCAACUACGUCUCAAACUUUCGAGACUAUAGAGAAAAGCACGCAAACGCCGGAAAGCCAAACUGGAGCUACCCCACCGACUCUAGAAUCAAACGAAACUUGCGAGGGUGUUGCAGAUUUUUCAGAAGAUCACCUAAAAAGUCAGUCUCUGAAUAGAAUUCUGAUUUGGUUGCUCGUGUGCUGCCUCAUUUGCUUGGUCUUGAGCGGCGCUGUCAUUGCGUGGCUGACCCUUAGGAUGAGAAAAAUGCAAACCUCUUUGAAGAAGAUUUCGAAGGAACAUCAGGAGCUUUUGCCUAGCAGUGGCGAAACUCGGCCUUAAUGUUCAACUUGUAAUA
Molecule: messenger RNA, 1417 nt
Organism: Cloeon dipterum
Lineage: Eukaryota; Metazoa; Arthropoda; Insecta; Ephemeroptera; Baetidae
Product: protein yellow-like
Exons: 4
Coding region: 1-1401 (466 amino acids)
Source: RefSeq, a predicted model, not a curated record